This is a messenger RNA of Haemonchus placei, 429 nucleotides long. The record is from the annotation of a GenBank genome assembly. NCBI's taxonomy places the organism in Eukaryota, Metazoa, Nematoda, Chromadorea, Rhabditida, Trichostrongylidae.
AUGACGGCGAUCUGUGCUUUCAAUGCACGGAAGCUUGCUUCGGGAGCGUGCAUAGAAGACCUGAUGACGCAACCUAGUAAGAUCAAGUACGACGUCAUGGGACUGACCGAAACGAGAAGGUAUCGCUCGCUGCACGUUGUUAUUGAAACUGGAGAAGAACUGUUCCUUGGAACAUGCGAGAGCAGAGGCGUCGGCGGCGUAGGUGUCCUCGUCAAUGCCCACUUGGCCAUGAACAUCGAUUCGUACGAAAGCUUAACAACCCGAAUCGGACGUUUGCGAUUGAGAAGAUGUGGCUCAAUCCCAGCUCUGACCAUCUUCGUUGCCUACGUAACGACAUCAAGCUACGAAGAAGAGCUGGGGGCGUUUUAUAUGGAUCUGGAGAGGCUCUGCACAGGGAGACCACUUUUUCUUCAGGGUCAUCGUCGGUGA